Aplysia californica (California sea hare) is the source of this 1287-nucleotide messenger RNA. Its product is annotated as NADH dehydrogenase (ubiquinone) complex I, assembly factor 6. Lineage: Eukaryota; Metazoa; Mollusca; Gastropoda; Aplysiida; Aplysiidae. The record is from RefSeq and is a predicted model, not a curated record. The coding region runs from base 201 to 1196 and encodes 331 amino acids. Gene Ontology annotation, cellular component: mitochondrion. Gene Ontology annotation, biological process: biosynthetic process; mitochondrial respiratory chain complex I assembly. The transcript has 10 exons.
CCGUUGUGUACAUUGCCACACCGGAUGCCUGCCCUACCAUAGCUAGCUGCUGUAGGCCUAGCAGACUCAAAACAUUGUUUGUGCUGCGUUUCAGUACGAAAGUCUCUUGAUGAAAACACAAUUUCAAGUAAACGGACUGAAGGAGAUUGACUGUAAUUAAAUCACCAAGGUCACUGUUAGUCCAUGUGGACAUCCCAAACAUGAUUGGCAGCUGCAGGCCAUGCAUUUCAGUAAACAUAAACACGUACGCGAGGAGACGUUUCAACAAGCUCGUGGAAAAGCACAGAUCAUUUUUUAGUGGGCACCACCUUCUUCACACUUCUGCCUCUAAAUCUGCCCCAGUGCAAAGCCAGAAUAAAUCUAACAUUGAAUAUUGUGUUGAUCUUGUGAGGAAGAGUGAUUAUGAAAACUACCUGGCCACUUUGCUUCUCCCCAAGAAUGUACAGAGGGCUGCUUUUGCUCUUCGAGCCUUCAAUGUUGAACUCGCUCAGGUACGGGAUGUUGUGUCAGACAAGACCAUAGGCCUCAUGAGAAUGCAGUUCUGGAAAGACUCAAUGAGUCGAAUAUUUCAGGGUGACCCUCCCCAGACACCUGUGGCUGUGGAACUUGCUGGGGUGUGUGGUUUCUACAAGCUGUCUAAGCGCUGGAUGGAGCGUAUAGUGGAGGCCAGGGCAUUGCAAUUGAACAGGGAUUCCUUCUUGUCUAUAAAAGAAGCCGAGGAAUAUGCAGAACACUCAAAUUCCUCUCUUACUUACCUUCUCUUGGAAUGCUCAGGCAUCAAGAAUGUUCAGGCAGAUCAUGCUGCCAGUCACUUGGGCAAGGCUCAGGGGCUGGUCACCUUGGUGAGGGCUGUGCCAUAUCACGCUGCUAGGAGAUCUGUGCUCUUGCCCAUGGAGAUACUGGCUAAGCAUAAGGUAUCUCAAGAGGACGUGAUAAGAGGAAAAGAUGCUCAACCAGUAAAAGACGUCAUAUUUGAUAUAGCCAGUGUGGCCCAUCAACAUUUGGAAAAGGCAAGAUCUCUUCGUUCAGACUUGCCCGAUAAAUGUUAUACAGUCUUUUUGAAUGCGGCUGUGUGUGACCACUACUUGAAGGCUCUUCAACAAGCAGAUUUCAAUGUGUUUGAUGGAAAACUGCAACAAAGAAAUCAUUUACUAGCAUAUAGCAUGUUCUUCAAUAAAUUAAGAAAGAGAUUUUAGAUAGAAAUUAAGCACUGGUUUUAUGAAAUUCUCAACUUCUGUGUCCUGGAUGAAAAAUAAACAAAUGUUCAAGUGGACAUUCAAAAAGAUC